AUGGCUUGGAGGCUCUGUUCCCGCCGUUCCCUCCUUUCUUCUAUUUGCCAAGUCCCAAACCUCCGACUGCAGCUUUCACUUCCUCCAAGAUUCGAAGCUCUGUAUGAUUCUGCUCUGAGCACUUCAACAAGUCAAAUUAGCUGUGGGUUUUGCCCAAAAUUUCAAGCUUCACGGUCAUAUGCCCGUGGUGGGCAUAAACCUUAUGAUCUCUUUGGAAAUGGACAACCUGGUGAUAAGGACUUUAGGAAAGCCUGGAAGAAAGAGAUUGAUGAAGAUGCUUCUUUAUGGACAGGAAGUGAAGAAGAAAGUGACAAUGAAAAGGAUGAAAAGAGUCAUCUGGAAAAAGAGAUUCGAAAAGUAAGACAGCAGGCAAGGGAGCACUCUAACCUGAUUGAUGCUGAUGACAGUGAUGAGCUGAGAAGUGUUUGGUCUGGAAGUGACGAGGAGAAGUCUCUGUGGACUGGUAGUGAAGGUGAUGAUGACAACGAUAUUCCUACUGAACCCUACCCAAAUGAAAGCAGUGAUAAACAUAUAGAUAAACUAUUUGAGUUUGAGGAAACAUCAAAGUAUCGGACAAUCUCAGAAUUAUUGAAAGCUGAGCAGGAACCGGAAGAAUUGUCCCCCGGAAAGCAAGCUAGGAAAAUUGCAGUUGAGAAUGCCUUGAAAAAGUUGAAGAAAGGGCCAGAUGGUCGAUACAUUAACGUAUGGGAGGUCAUGAGUGACUUAGAUAUUCUAAUAGGAGCAUUUGAAAAUAUAGUUUCAGGACCAGAAUAUGCAGAGCUUAGACAGGGAGGGCCUAAGAAAUUAAAUAUUCAGUUUUUCAAGGAUAUACAAGCCCGUAUGAGAGAUCCAAAUUAUAAGUUCUCACCUGAGUUAAAGUUGAAACCAAAGAGCAAACUAGUUCGUAGAAAGAAAUGGCAGAAGACACAAUCUAGGCGGAGGAAAGCACAAAAGCGCUAG
Molecule: messenger RNA, 960 nt
Organism: Prunus armeniaca (apricot)
Lineage: Eukaryota; Viridiplantae; Streptophyta; Magnoliopsida; Rosales; Rosaceae
Source: the annotation of a GenBank genome assembly